This is a messenger RNA of Entrophospora candida, 147 nucleotides long. The record is from the annotation of a GenBank genome assembly. NCBI's taxonomy places the organism in Eukaryota, Fungi, Glomeromycota, Glomeromycetes, Entrophosporales, Entrophosporaceae.
AUGGAUCAUAUUGAUAAAGUAUCAUUGUAUCGCGAAAAAAUCUUUGGUGAAGACAAUACGAACGGUGUUGGUAACGCGAACGAUGGUCGUAACACAUUUCCUAUUAUAUUAACAAUAGAUAUUAAUGCUCCUUUUUCAAAAAUGUAA